GUGCCGCUGCGGUGUCGCUUGUUCCGAACGUGCGUGACGCACGCCGCACGCCGCCCGACCUGAUGCGAAACGAGCGUUCCCGCUACUCCCGAGGACGCCGGCUUCCCGAUUUGGCAAAAUAAGCUCGCCAGCGGCCGCGCCGCAUUCCGAUUACCCGUUGUCUUUUAAACUCUGGAGCGGUGUCCAAUACUGUGUCGCUCUUAGCUCUAAGACUAGGCAUCCCUACUCUCAAAGUACUUAAGUAAGAGAACCAGGCUCCAAAGUAGAUAGCUAGUACAAGCUCGUAGCUGGCAGGUCGGUCGGUCGUGCCUGACGCCUGUGGUUGGCUCGAGACGCAACGCGCAUGUGGUUUCUAAGACGACCGGCGCCUCCCGAGGAGUUGGUCUCAGGCCUAGUCUCCGCAACUUUGGAAUUGACUUCCACCAGAUACGCGCGGUUUCAAACUCGACUUGCUGGUGUUGACAAAACAUCGCUAGAAAUUGCAAACAGGUCUACGACAGUUGUGGCCACGCACCUUCAAGAACUUGGCUUGAUACUGAUUGGUAUCAUUUGGAAACCUUCAAUCAACUAACUCCAAUUGAUCUAGGUGACGCUGAGAGUGAUCCUGAUGAAAGCAGAGGAGCCCUUGUUGCAGCUGCGGCUGCUACGCAACCUGACUUUGCUGCAGGCUUGGUCUCGUGCCUUGAUCUUUUGCCAUUAGAACAACGUAAAAGUGCAGCGCAUGUGUUUGCCAACUUGGUGAAUCGAACAGAUACUACUGAAUUUGCUACAGUAAUUGCAAAGAGCCCUAUAAUCAUCUCCUCUCUUACGAACGCCUACAAAGAUGAGACCGCCGAUCUCGCAUUGAUUCGCGGUAUGAUGUAAGUGCGCCCAAAUCCACCAGAAUCAGCAUGCUCCCAGAUCAAAUCUGCAGUUUAUUAUAAAAUUAGGCUCCGGGAAGCAGCGCGACAUGAAAUAGUGGCAAAGUCACUUUUGGAGGCCCCAAACUUCUGGCUUUUUUUUUUCACCGCAUCCAAGCAGUGUCACCUUUCACUCCGGGGAUCCAGGUAGCAAUCCUUCUUUUUCAGGACUUAGUGCAGCUAAAAAGUUUUGAGGUAACAGCAGAUGCAUUUGAGUUGCUAAAGGUCCUUCUCAUGGGACAUGGUGUCCUGGCUGCGAGGUUUAUCCAAAAUAAUUAUGCAGCCUUUGUGUGCCAUUUCAACCUUUUGCUUCAAUCAAAUAAUUAUGUGACAUGCCGUGAAAGUAUCCGACUCCUCGGCGAGCUCCUUCUUCUGCGUGAGAACUUCAGUAUUAUGAUGAGUUACAUUUCAGACCGUGAGAACCUAAAGAUACUUAUGAAUCUGCUCAGAUGCAAACGAAAACGCAUUCAAAUUGAAGCUUUCCAUCUCUUCAAGGUAGUCUUGCAAAUUCAGUUAAUGAGUCACCAUGGCGGAUGAUAAAGGUAUUUGUUGCAAAUCCCCGGAAACCCGUAGAUAUUACCCUCAUUCUGGUGAAGAAUCGAGAUAAGCUAGUUACAUACCUUCGUAACUUCCACAACGACAAGGACGCAGAUGCUCAAUUUGCUGAGGAAAAGGCCCUCGUUGUUGAGACUUUACUUAGCCUGGACGCUAUCGAACGCUAAAAUGGAUAGGAAAUUGAACGCGCUGUUGCUAGGCGUGAAACUGCCACCUCGACCAUGGGCCUGGCAUCUGCGACAGGUCUCCUUGAAGUCACUCGCGUGCCGAGGCUGUCAGCGCUGCAAAAGCUUUUCGUGGCAGCCGACAGCAUCACAAUGAACACACGCGCCCGCCACGCUGCUUGACGAAAUGUGUCCCGUAAGCCUAUGCGGUGGUGUUUGAGAGCAGCUGUUCACGAGGCCUAGGCCUCGAGCUCGUGGCCAAAAAGGUAUGAACUUCUUCUUACUGAUACCCGGACGGUGCGCUUUGCUAAAUUUAGCCAAACAAAGCGUCGCAAUUGGCAGGCCGCUAUUCGGCCGGAUCGUCGAGGUUGAUGUGAUUUGCGUGGUGUGAAUUGUAAUGAGAGACUCGGAGUCUAUUCCAGUGAAAAAUAAGAUGUUGGGUAUUAAAGUGCCCACCAGGGGUCCGUUUCGAUGCCCGAGGUCGUCCGGAGGGCUGCAUAGGAAGGGGAGGCGUGUAACUUGAAUAUGCGGC
Pelagomonas calceolata is the source of this 2150-nucleotide messenger RNA. The record is from the annotation of a GenBank genome assembly. Lineage: Eukaryota; Pelagophyceae; Pelagomonadales; Pelagomonadaceae.